This is a messenger RNA of Ochotona curzoniae (black-lipped pika), 999 nucleotides long. RefSeq names its product casein kinase I-like. Gene Ontology annotation, biological process: signal transduction; peptidyl-serine phosphorylation. The record is from RefSeq and is a predicted model, not a curated record. Bases 1 to 999 code for a protein of 332 amino acids. Gene Ontology annotation, cellular component: cytoplasm; nucleus. The transcript has a single exon. Gene Ontology annotation, molecular function: ATP binding; protein serine/threonine kinase activity. NCBI's taxonomy places the organism in Eukaryota, Metazoa, Chordata, Mammalia, Lagomorpha, Ochotonidae.
AUGGAUCUUGGCCUGGGCACCAGCACUAGCUCCAGAACCCAGCACCUAGUGGGAGGUAAAUACAAGCUACUGAAUAAGAUCGGGUCUGGUGCGUUCGGGGAAGUUUGUCUGGCAGUUAAUGUCAUCAAUGGUGAGGAAGUGGCAGUGAAGAUGGAGUCCAAGAACAUCAAAAACUCCAGGUUGUUGGUUGAGAGUGCCAUGUAUGAGGAGCUUGGUGGAGGAAUAGGCAUCCCACACAUACAGUGGUUUGGGCAAGAAGCAGGUCAAAGUAUAAUUGUCCUGGAUCUUCUGGGACCCAGCCUGGAAGAUCUCUUUGAGUUCUGCUCCAGAAGCUUCUCAUUGAAAACAAUCCUUAUGCUGGCUGAUCAAAUGAUUGGUAUUCUGGAGUAUGUGCAUUCCCAGAAUGUAAUACACAGAGAUAUUAAACCUGAGAACUUCUUGAUGGGACUAGAAAGACACUGUAAUAAAGUUUACCUUAUUGACUUUGGGUUGGCCAAGAAAUAUCAAGAUAGCCACACUAGAGAACACAUACCAUGCCAAAAGACUGAAUACAUCGUUGGGACUGCACGGUUUGCCAGCAUCAACACCCAUCGUGGAAUCGAACAGAGUCGUCGUGAUGAUUUGGAAUCUCUGGGAUAUGUCUUCACAUACUUCAAUAGAGGCAGCUUGCCCUGGCAGGGACUAAAGGCUGCUACUAAGAGAAAGAAAUUUGAAAAGGUCGGUCAGCAGAAGAUAUCCAUCCCUCUUGAAGAGUUGUGUGGAGGAUUCCCUGAAGAAUUUACUACAUACCUGCAGAUUUGCCGCAAGUUGGGCUUUGAGGAAACACCUAAUUAUAUGUAUUUCAGACAGAUCUUCCAAAAUGCGUUUAGGAACCUUAAUUUUCAAUAUGAUAAUGUAUUUGAUUGGGCGAUACUUUCCCAAAAAUCUUCUAUAAAACAUAACCGCAGUAGCACCGCUACAGCAAAGCUAAGUAGAAAAGACAAUAAGAAGGGUUUCUGA